AUUGACACGUCAAAAUCGAGGUUAAAAUCCAACAUACAUGAAUUUGUAAAUAUCAAGUUUAUGCAAAAAUGAUAGAAUCUUGUCCCAAAAAACGUAUGCUAUUAGGAAUUACAGGAUUGGGAAUAUUAACUGUGGUCGUGUUAAUUUGGGAAUCGCACUGGACGGAAUCCACUGUUCACACAAGAAAAAGGAAUUUUGUUGUCGAGCAAAAUUCUACUUGUUUUGAGAAAGAGCGUUUUGAGGUUAUAAGGGAUUGUGAACCUUGCACUGCGUUUGAAAUAACAAGUAAAAGCAUUGGAGUGUGCAUCCACACACACUACAAAGAAGUCCUGAAAUGUGCAAAUGGUGAAACUGUAACAAGAAGUUGUGAUAGAGCUGCUUACUUUGACGAACAAGCUUUUUGGCAAUUUGAGGGGCUCAUGUUUUCAGCCAGUUUUGUUUCGACAGUAUGUGUGGUAUUUAGAAAAAAGGUUUUAAAUAAACGGAUGUUGCAGAGGGUUCAACGACAAAUUGCAAAUAGUGUUUAAAAUGAUGGAGUUAUUUGUUAAAGUUUUUGAGAGUAAUGAAGAGUUUUAUGUGGAUAUUGAGGGAUAUAUAACUGUGUUUGUUUACAUAUUGGCUGAGUCAGAUAUUAAGCUAAAAAUAAAGUUUGAGAAUUUAGUAGAAAAUACAUUAAUAAAAGUCAAUUUGAAAGAUGUUGAGUAUGAGGUUGUCAAUACUUUGGAGAGUCAGGCGUUGUAUUGUAAAUGGCCUGUUUUGCUGAAAAAAAAUUAUGUUAUAUCAGGGCUAUGCUCCACAACUCGCCAUAUAAUUAAACAUAGUAAUAAAGACUCAAUAAAAAAAAUAUUGGGUUUUCGGGAUUCCUCUCUAAUGGCUUGUUCAGAAAGUUCAAUAUGGACCAGAUUUUGCGAAAUUGACAUAAUAGAAACUAUCAAAAAAUUAAUUGAGGCACCUAAAAGUUGUAUUGACGUUAAUAAAUUUAUUUUGCCAUCCACCAUUUGCCGAUUUGAAUAUCAUAUGGGUCAGCCGGUAAGAAUGCAUAAUGUUUAUAAAGUCGCAAGGGAAAAUAACAAGGAUAACUCUAUAGAGAGCUCAACGCCUAUUAAAGAUUUAAGGCUGAGUCAUAGUUAUGGAGAAGGACCUUUUAUGACGUUAGCUGACGCAAUUUUGUACCCAUGUUUUAACGUAUUCUUUAAAAUGUGUGCAUGGGAUAUGAAAAAUAUUAUCCCCCACGUAACAACAUGGUAUGAAAAUUUAAAAAACGAAUUUAAUAUGGUUAACAAUAAGAUUCAAAUAAUUGUGAAUAAAAUUGACUAUAACAUAACAGAAACAGCAAAAAGUCAAUUUGUGGAGCACAGUUUGUAUACAGCGGAUCCAAAUCGCUAUAGGCCCGAAAAGAGGAUAUUCACAAAACAAAAUGACAUCGAAAACGCCUUAAAACUUGUGAAAAAACUAUCAGGAAACAUAAAAAACACCAUUUUACCCUAUGGACAUGAAGUUAGCUAUGAUUGGGAUGAAAUACCAUUAGACGCCAACCCGCUAGGUGGCGCUUUACCCAAAAAAAGAGCCUCGAGAAAAAGUGAACAACUAGAAAAUUUAGCAAAAGCCGUUAAAAAAAUCGCACGUGAUAAAAAAUACAAAAUCGUCGACUUUUGUAGCGGAAGCGGCCAUUUAGGCAUAUUAAUGGCAUAUUUACUACCAAACUCCAUAAUUAUAUUAGUGGAGAAUAAAGAAAAAUCCCUUGAGAGAGCCAUAGAAAGAAUUCAAAAGUUAAAACUGGAAAAUGUAGAAAUUGUCCAAUCAAAUCUCGACUAUUUCAUAGGCAACUUCGACAUCGGGGUGGCCUUGCACGCAUGCGGCGUUGCCACCGAUUUAGUGCUCCAAAAAUGCAUCGACAACGCCGCACAUUUCGUUAUUUGCCCCUGUUGCUAUGGAGGUAUAAAAAACUGCCACGUUUUGAGAUAUCCAAGGAGUGAACAAUUUAAUUCUCUCAAUUUGGAGUACAACAAUUUUCUUAGUUUAGCGCAUGCCGCCGAUCAGACUCACGAUGAGGAUAAUGUCAAGACUAAGCAGGGUUAUUAUUGUAUGGAUGUUGUUGACACUGACCGGAAGUUGUACGCGGAAGGUUGGCAAUACGAGGUUCAUUUAGGGAAACUGCAGCCCGUAAGUUGUACUAAUAAAAAUAAUCUUUUAGUUGGUAUACAUGAUAAAUGUGUUUAAUUUUUUGAAUAAAUAUUUAAUAUUUUU
Molecule: messenger RNA, 2247 nt
Organism: Brassicogethes aeneus
Lineage: Eukaryota; Metazoa; Arthropoda; Insecta; Coleoptera; Nitidulidae
Source: the annotation of a GenBank genome assembly